AUGUCCACCGCCGAGCUUGCUUCCUCCUACGCUGCCCUCAUCCUGGCCGAUGACGGUAUUGAGAUCACCGCCGACAAGCUUAACACCCUCAUCUCUGCUGCCAAGCUCGAGGUUGAGCCCAUCUGGACUCAGCUCUUCGCCAAGGCUCUUGAGGGCAAGGACGUCAAGGAGCUUCUCCUGAACGUCGGCUCCGGCUCUGGUGCCGCCGCCCCCGCCGCUGGUGGUGCUGCCGCCGGUGGUGCCGCUGCCGAGGACGCCCCCGCUGAGGAGAAGGCCGAGGAGAAGGAGGAGUCUGACGACGACAUGGGCUUCGGUCUCUUCGACUAA
Molecule: messenger RNA, 327 nt
Organism: Aureobasidium subglaciale EXF-2481
Lineage: Eukaryota; Fungi; Ascomycota; Dothideomycetes; Dothideales; Saccotheciaceae
Exons: 3
Coding region: 1-327 (108 amino acids)
Biological process (GO): translational elongation; cytoplasmic translation
Cellular component (GO): cytosolic large ribosomal subunit; ribosome
Molecular function (GO): protein kinase activator activity; ribonucleoprotein complex binding; structural constituent of ribosome
Source: RefSeq, a predicted model, not a curated record